This is a messenger RNA of Emiliania huxleyi CCMP1516, 500 nucleotides long. RefSeq names its product light harvesting protein (gene Lhcf55). Gene Ontology annotation, biological process: response to light stimulus; photosynthesis, light harvesting in photosystem I. The record is from RefSeq and is a predicted model, not a curated record. The transcript is spliced from 4 exons. Bases 18 to 500 code for a protein of 160 amino acids. NCBI's taxonomy places the organism in Eukaryota, Haptophyta, Isochrysidales, Noelaerhabdaceae. Gene Ontology annotation, cellular component: membrane.
CUGCACUCACCGAAGAGAUGCUCGCCGCCGCUUCCUCCCUGCCGCUGGCGCUCGUCCAGAGCGGCGCCGCCCUGCGCGCUCCGCAGCUGCAGCCGCUCUCCGCCCAACUUAAGGUCAACGGGAUGGUGGGCGACUGCAAGCCGCUGGGCUACUUUGACCCGCUCGGCUUCUCCAAGGACGCGUCGCCCGAGACGAUGGCCAAGUUCCGCGAGGCGGAGCUGAAGCACGGCCGAGUCGCCAUGCUCGCGUGCGCCGGCAUGAUCACCGCCGACAAGUUCCACCCCCUCUUCGGCGGCAAGCUCUCGAGCAACCCGCUCCUCGCAAUCACGCAGGCGCGCCACAAACACACACACACACACACACCGCCCGCCGCUGUCCGGCAGCUCAACAACGGCCGGCUCGCCAUGUUUGGCGCCAUCGGCAUGCUCACGCACGCGUACAUCACCGGCAAGGGACCGCUCGAGCUGCUCGACGCAGGCAACGGCGGCAUCGUCUUUUGA